GCCCGGGUAUUUACCUUCAAAUCAGCUGGAGGAAGCAGGAUGGAGUUCGUGACGGGGUACCGGGCCGAGGUGCUGGACCUGGCCGAGCUGCUGCUGGCCUGGCACCGGUGCCAGGCCGGGGGCCCCCGGGACGGGCCGCGCCAGCGGCGCCAGGAGGGGCACGUCUGCCGCCUGCCCCCCGACCCCGCCCUCUGGCUGCUGCACCUGCUGCCCAACCCCCGGCUGGGCCUGGGCCUGGCGCUGCCGGGGGGGGCCCGGGGGGAGCCCCGGGGGCGGCUCUGCGGGGAGGACGCCCUGCAGCUGGGGGACCUGCAGCGAGCGGUCACCUUCCUGCGCCUGGACGAGGAGGACGAGGGGCCGGAGACAGGCCAGGCCCUGGUGCACGUGGAGCGCCUCCUGCUGGUGACGGACGAGCACGGCACGGUGAUGGGCCUGGAUUUCCAGCUGGGGGCCGGGGCCCCCCCCCGGCCGGCCGCGCCCCCCCCGCUGGAGCAGCUGGCGCUCGGCCUGCUGUGCCAGAGCAUGGCCUGCCCGCUGGGCGGGGGGGAGCCCCGCCGGCCCCGGCUGCUGGCCGUGGGGGACCCCGCCUUGCACAAGUCGCUGGAGCCCCUGCUGCCCCGGCUGGGGAUCAGGCUGAGCGCGGGCCCCAUGCGGGGCUGGGGGCCGAAACCCACCUUCACCUUCCCCUCCAUGCGCGUGCGAGCCUGUCACGUGUGCAAGAGACACGCCUUCCAGGGGCGGCUGGCGCCCUGCCAGCAGUGCCGGGCCGUGCUGUACUGCUCCGAGCGGUGCCGGGCGGCCGACUGGGCCCGCAGCCCCGAGGACGCGGCCCACCGGGCCUGGUGCCCCCGCAUGGCGGGGUACAUGGCCCGCGCCCGCCAGCUGGCCGACCUGCCCUUCAGCUUCGCCGCCGAGGUGACCAGCGACGGGUUCAACAGGGAGGGGUUCCUGGCGGCCCGGGGGCUGACCGGGGGGUACUGGGCCCACGAGAGCAUGCUGGUCCGCGCCCCCGGCUACGGCGUGGGGCUGGGGGGCCGGCCCGACUGGAGACCCGGCCUCCUGCAGAGCGGGAACCCCUUCGAAGCGCUGAGGCCGGAGGGGGGCGCGCCUCUGCCCCCCACCUCCCCGGAGCCCCCUGCGCCCAGGACCUAUUUCAGCUCGUGGCAGGAGUACUACGCGUGGCGGGGGCUGCCGCUGGGCUCCCCCCUGGCCGUGCUGCUCAGCUACCCCCUGAGCGUCUAUUACAUCGUCACCCAGCUGGCCCCCCGGCACUUCCCGGAGCUGAACAUCCUGAACAAACAGUCGCUGCGGAUUCACAUCGUGGAGACGGGGAAGGAGUCGGACAUGGCCCCCCUCUUCUGGGAGCUGUCGGUGCUGCUGCCCCACGUGUCGCUGGAGCUGCUGUUCGUGGGGGGCGUGUUGCCCCCCGAGGCCGACGGGCAGCAGGUCCUGCUGCAGAGAACGGAGGCGCAGGGGGUGCGCGUCUGGCCGGGCCCGGCCCCCAAGGCCAAGGGGGGGCGGGGGGGGCUGCAGCUGAAAUUCUGUGCCCAGCCCCCCCCCCUGCUGCCGGGCCCCAAACCCGACCUGGUCAUCGGGUUCAAUUCUGGCUUCGCACUGAAGGACACCUGGCUCAGCGCCCUGCCCCGCCUGCAGGCGCUGCGGGUCCCGGCCUACUUCACGGAGUGCAGCGAGUACAGCUGCGCGGUGGACGAGGCCACGGUCUCCAUGGCGACAGGGGGCAGCACCGGCCCGGCCCACGUCAACCCCUUCCGCUCGCCCUUCCGCCAGGCCGGCGUCGACAACGCCAUGCCCUGGUACUCCAACGCCUUCAUCUUCCACCUGCUGUACAAGGGGGGGGCAGGGGGGGCGCGGCAGCCCCCGGGGCCGGCCCCACCCCCCGCCCCCACCCCUGCUCGCCAGGGGCCGGAGCCGGGCCCGGGCCGCGCCCGCCGGAAGGAGAAGCGGCAGAAUCGCAGCGGCCGCCGGCGCAAAUGAGGGGAUGGGGGGACGGCUCGGGGAGGGGGGGGGCUAAUAAACCCACCCUGGCUAAUGGAGCCUGCGCCUCGUUACUGUUCCACUCGGGGU
Molecule: messenger RNA, 2085 nt
Organism: Mauremys mutica (yellowpond turtle)
Lineage: Eukaryota; Metazoa; Chordata; Testudines; Geoemydidae
Gene: ZMYND15
Product: zinc finger MYND-type containing 15
Exons: 14
Coding region: 40-1995 (651 amino acids)
Biological process (GO): negative regulation of DNA-templated transcription; spermatid development
Molecular function (GO): histone deacetylase binding
Source: RefSeq, a predicted model, not a curated record